AAAUCAAAAAUGAUUCGUUCCAUCCUAAUUCUUUUGGUCGCUCUCAUCGCCUUCUCUACCGCUCAAUAUGGUUAUGGAGGAUACCCAGGAAUGAUGGGAGGUUAUGGAGGAUAUCCAGGAAUGAUGGGCGGCUACGGAAUGCGUCCAUAUGGAAUGGGUUACGGUAUGGGCAUGGGAGGCAUGGGAAUGUAUCGCCCUGGACUCCUUGGAAUGCUCAUGGGCAAGUAAUCAUUCAUUCUUUUCAUUCUUUUUUGCAAUGCUCACUUUUUCUACAUUCCAAUGUUGCCGUGAUGGUAGUGCUUUAUUAGAUCUCUUAUGGAAAUUAACUUGAAAAUAAAUUUGUUUUGUUGCU
Caenorhabditis elegans is the source of this 352-nucleotide messenger RNA. RefSeq names its product CaeNaCin (Caenorhabditis bacteriocin) (gene cnc-2). NCBI's taxonomy places the organism in Eukaryota, Metazoa, Nematoda, Chromadorea, Rhabditida, Rhabditidae. The record is from RefSeq and is marked reviewed.